Messenger RNA from Necator americanus (New World hookworm), 453 nucleotides. RefSeq lists its product as uncharacterized. The coding region runs from base 1 to 453 and encodes 150 amino acids. NCBI's taxonomy places the organism in Eukaryota, Metazoa, Nematoda, Chromadorea, Rhabditida, Ancylostomatidae. Gene Ontology annotation, molecular function: nucleic acid binding. The record is from RefSeq and is a predicted model, not a curated record. The transcript has a single exon.
AUGAAUUACUGUGCCCCGGAAGGUCUUAAAUGGAUUUUCAACCCACCAGCAUCUCCCUGGAUGGGUGGUGUAUGGGAAAGGCUUGUUGGAUCUGUGAAAAGAAGUUUCCAAAAAUCAGUUGGAAGAAAAAAACUGUCAUUUGAACAUAUGGCUACUGUAGUCACUCCUAUAGAGGCAAUUAUAGAUACACGUCUACUCACAAAACUCUCAGCAAUUGAUCUUUCUGAAAUUCUACUCGGAACUAUUGACUUUCUACAAGGAAAUUUCAAAUUCUCAAUUGCAAACUCUGAAAUGUCCAAUUUCAGAAACGAUCCCACAUUUGAGCCAAAGUUGAUACAGACAGCUGCUCAAGCUUACGAAGCGCUUGCAUCUUCAGAAAACAUUGCAAUAAAGUUCUGGGAGAAAUGGAACACUGAAUAUCUUAGUAUUUUACGCGACAGCCACAGAUGCUAA